AUGUUUUCACCCUUUGCAUUCCUUUUUUAUAAUAAAUAUAAACUUGUGAACACCACCACCAAUAAUGCUUCUCAAUUGAGAAUAACUCAUUUAGAAAAUGAGUUACGUGAAGCAAAGUUAGAAAACACUCAAUUGAGGGGAAUAAUUUUGCAAGUCCAAAGGCAAUUCCUGCUGGACAUUCCACUGAUUGCCGUUGUCCAGGAGAAUCAAGGGAGUGAUGUUAUAUCAGUCUCAGGAGGAGAUGACUCAAGAUCUCAAUUGUCUGUAGAGUUGCCAAUAGUCCAAGAAAACAUUUUAAAUGAUUCUCCAAUGGACACUUUAUCAAACCUGGACGAUUUUGAGCCCGCUGCUACAGGGGAAUCGUCUCAUAUUCAACCCAUGGGAGAGUCUGUUGUGGCUUCAACUUCUGAUUUUCAAAGCAUGAGAAAUCCAGUAGAAACUUAUGACGCAUUUGGGGAUCAAAUGUCUGGCCGUCCCAGUACAGUGUUUCAACCGUAUCCAGACACUGAUCCAGGAAGCGACUUAUCCCAAUUUAACGAUCAACCAACCACGGAUGAUUCUGUUAAUGAAUUCCAUUCUCCUCCUACAACGAACAAUCACGAGAGUUCUCGCACUGCUGUGGCUCCUCCUGAUAUUCAAUUAACUGAUCGUUCAGCUAGAAGAUUCAGGUAUUCGGACAUACGAAGAACGGAAUUGAGCAAUCAAAGCAGAAGAAGAUCAACACCAUAUACUCCUCCCCGUCGCCCUCAGAGAAAAAGGGGAGUGACACGGAAGGAUUUUGAAGAACUAUGCAAUUCCAUAAGGAUGCUACGAAGAUCUUUUAGUCCUACAGCUGAAUCGGAAUCUGAAUUUAAUAGGAUUUAUAUUGUCAUUAAGAAAAUAAGCAACCGAAGACCGAAAACAUUUACAAUGGGACUAAUAAACUUCAGAAUAUCACAAACUUAGACAGUAUACAAAUUUAAACACGUGCAGUAUAUCGCAAUCACUACACAAACUCUUAAUUAAUGGAUCUGAAAUCAUGAAAAGGAUG
Clunio marinus is the source of this 1030-nucleotide messenger RNA. The record is from the annotation of a GenBank genome assembly. Lineage: Eukaryota; Metazoa; Arthropoda; Insecta; Diptera; Chironomidae.